Beta vulgaris subsp. vulgaris (sugar beet) is the source of this 4694-nucleotide messenger RNA. RefSeq names its product nuclear pore complex protein NUP133. The record is from RefSeq and is a predicted model, not a curated record. Gene Ontology annotation, biological process: transcription-dependent tethering of RNA polymerase II gene DNA at nuclear periphery; poly(A)+ mRNA export from nucleus; protein import into nucleus. Lineage: Eukaryota; Viridiplantae; Streptophyta; Magnoliopsida; Caryophyllales; Amaranthaceae. Gene Ontology annotation, molecular function: structural constituent of nuclear pore; protein binding. The coding region runs from base 233 to 4207 and encodes 1324 amino acids. Gene Ontology annotation, cellular component: nuclear pore outer ring. The transcript has 8 exons.
ACCACAACAGAAAAUUCAAAGUUUCUUCUUUCUUUCCUUCACAGCUUCACUUCACUAUAACAUUAACACUCCUAUGCUUUUUGAGGCUUUGAGCUUCAUUCAACCUUCAAAAUCAAACCUCCAUCUUUCUCUCUCCUCCACCAUUCCCCUAAUUCCUUCAUAAAACCCUAAAAACCCUCAAUAAACCCUUUCUUCUCUCCAUUUCUCUCUCUAAGUUCGAUUCUUCCCCAAAAUGUUCUCUCCUUCUUCGCGGAAGAAAUCGACUUACAGUUCCUUGAAAGACCGAAAUGUCAACCAGCAGAAAACGCCGUUGUUCGAUUCGUCACCGAUAACUCCGGUAGCCGGUAAUCGCAAUUCCAUAAAUGACGGUUCUAUCCCUAAUCGUCCUCAAAGUGGUACUCCUGCUCCUUGGGCUUCUCGUCUAUCUGUUAUUGCCAGAAUCCCUUCGGCAAAGAAAAAUGAAAAGAUGGAAAAUGUUGAUCUACCACAGCCUGUGUAUGUUGGAGAUUUUCCACAAGCUGUUCAUGAUGAACAGACAAGUUUCCUGCGGAAUUCGGUCCCAGGUGAAGCGUGCAUUUCUGGUGGGAUGGACAAGGAAACUGGGUUGUCUUGGAUGAUUUGCGGAAGUAAACUUUUUCUAUGGAGUUACCUAUCACCUGCUGCUUCAAAGAGAUGUGUUGUUCUUGAUCUUCCAGCAGAUGUAUCUGAUAUUUGCAGUAGAAAUGCAUACCUUGGUGAUACUUGGUUGCUUUGUCUCAUCAAUUGGGACAAUGUUCACCAGAGUAGCAGUAUAGUAAAUCAGUUGACCUCAGCUGGAGUCAUAUUAUGCAAUCAAAGAAGUCGAGCUAUUGUAUACUGGCCUGAUAUAUAUUCAGAUGACGGUGCGACUCCAAGAAUCAGUCUUGCAUCUUCUGAAGAGCCAGAGAUUAUUUCUCCAAUGGGGCAUGGUAGGAGUCCUCCACGUCAACUGCAAUCAGAAAAUAGGCUUGAAAGGCUUUCGACUAAUCCGAGCUCUUUUAAUUCCUUGAUUGCAUCUACCAUCCCUUUCAAUCACCAUGCUUGUGUUGCACUUGCCACUAGUUCCAAUGGUGAACUCUGGCAAUUCAUCUGCACUCCUGCUGGAGUUCUCCGUCAAAAAGUAUGUGAUAUCCUGUCAACUUCUAUUAGUGGCUAUAGUCAUCCGUCAGGGAGUAAGGGGUAUCCAAGAUCUCUUAUAUGGCGUUUUCCAUCCCUCUUGACUGGAAAAUCUAAUAGGCAGUUUUUCGUAUUGACCGAUCAUGAAAUACAGUGUUUCAGCAUUCAACUUUCACCUAAUCCAACUUUGUUAAAAGUCUGGUGCCAUGAAAUCAUUGGCACUGAUAACGAACUAGGAAUUAAGAAGGACUUGGCUGGUCAGAAGAGAAUUUGGCCUUUGGAUAUUCAGGUCGAUGAACGUGGUAAAGAAUUAACCAUUCUUGUUGCUAUAUUUUGUAAGGAUCGUCUAAGCAGUUCAAGCUACACAGAAUAUUCUCUCUUAACUAUGCAAUAUAAAUCUGGUUUAGAUGAAACCUCAAAGGACUUUACACAGGGAAGGGUGUUAGAGAAGAAGUCCCCUAUACAGGUUAUUAUUCCAAAAGCCAGAGUAGAAGAGGAGGAAUUCUUGUUUUCAAUGAAAUUGAGAGUUGGGGGUAAGCCUUCAGGAUCAGCUAUCAUACUGUCUGGAGAUGGAACUGCGACUGUGUCUUACUUUUGGAGAAACUCAACCAGGCUUUACCAAUUUGAUCUGCCAUAUGAUGCUGGAAAAGUUAUUGAUGCUUCUGUUUUCCCUUCGACUGAUGAUACAGAGGAGGGCGCCUGGGUUGUACUGACUGAGAAAGCUGGAGUCUGGGCAAUACCAGAGAAGGCUGUAUUGUUUGGUGGAGUUGAACCUCCAGAGCGAAGCUUGUCACGCAAAGGAAGCUCAAAUGAGAAGUCUCCUGCAGAAGAAAAUAAAAACCUUCUGAAUGCAGCUGGUGUAUCUCCUGGGAAAGCUGGUCUAGAUGCUCGGGAUGUUGGUGGCAAGCAGAGAUCUGGUUUUACAGGGGUUGCAGGCAAGAAUGCUCAAGAUGAGGAAGCAGAGGCUCUACUUAAUCGUCUGUUUCAUGAUUUUCUCUUGUCAGGUCAGGUUGAUGGGUCUCUUGAAAAACUGAAAAAUGUCAGGGCAUUUGAAAGGGAUGGAGAAACUAAUGUGUUUGCUCGGGCAAGUAAAUCAAUUGUUGAUUCUCUGGCUAAGCACUGGACAACAACUAGAGGUGCUGAAAUUGUUUCCUUGGCUGUUGUUUCAAACCAACUUAUAGAGAAGCAACAGAAACAUGAAAAAUUUCUUCAGUUUUUGGCUUUGUCCAAGUGCCAUGAAGAAUUGUGUUUGGAGCAGAGACAUGCUCUCCAAAUUAUAUUGGAAGACGGUGAAAAGCUGAUUGGCAUGAUUCAGCUUAGGGAAUUACAAAAUAUGAUCAGUCAGAGCCAUUCAAGCUCCCAGCACUCAAGUGCCAAUGCAGGAGUUUCAGGCUCUUUAUGGGAUUUAAUUCAGAUUGUUGGUGAGAGAGCCCGCAGAAAUGCUGUUCUUUUGAUGGAUAGGGAUAAUGCUGAAGUGUUUUACAGUAAGAUCUCUAACUUGGAAGAGGUAUUUUAUUGCUUGGACAAGCACUUGGAUUACAUUUUAAAUGUGGGGCAGCCAUUUAAAGCUCAGGUCCAGCGAGUUUGUGAAUUGUCAAAAGCAUGUGUAACUUUGAUCCGCAGCGCUAUGCACUAUAGAAAUGAGCACCAUGUGUGGUAUCCACCUCCUGAUGGCUUGGUUCCUUGGUAUAGCCAGCCUGUUGUGCGCGAUGGGAUCUGGAGCGUCGCCUCUUUUAUGAUUAAGAUUUUAGAUGAUUCAUCUGGAAUUGAUCUGUCUAUUAAGUCAGAUAUAUGUUCCCAUCUGGAGGUGCUAGCUGACGUUGUACUAGAGGCAUACGUUGGUGCCAUCACUGCUAAAAUUGAGCGUGGGGAAGAGUAUAAAGGCCUCUCAGAUGAGUAUUCGAGAAAAAGGGAUGCACUUCUGGACUCUCUCUAUCAGCAGAUCAAGGUCUUUGUGAAUGCUAGAUUUCAGGAUUCAGGUGACGAGAAAGAACAGAAAGACAUGAUUCUUAGAGAACUGUCAUCAAAUUUGUUGUCUGUGGCAAGGCGGCAUGAAGCCUACCGAACUCUUUGGAACAUUUGCUGUGACCUCAAUGAUUCUGCCCUUCUUAAAGAUCUUAUGAAUGAAAGCAUGGGACCAAGAGGAGGGUUCAGUUAUUUUGUGUUUGAGCAAUUGAAUGAGAACGGGCAAUUUCCAAAACUUCUGAGGCUAGGGGAAGAGUUCCCUCAGGAGCUUGUCAUUUUCCUGAAGGAUCACUCAGAUCUUAUGUGGCUUCAUGAAGUUUUUCUUCAUCAAUAUUCUGGUGCUUCAAAAACUCUUCAUGGCCUGGCCCUUUCUGGAGAUGAAAUGUUUUCGGCUGCUGAAAAGGAGACAGAACUAGAUUUGAGGAAAACAGUAUAUACAUUGCCCCAGAGGAAGCGUCUUUUGCAUCUAUCAAAGAUAGCUGCGAUUGCAGGCAAAGAUGCAGACUAUGAGGCAGACAUAGAACGUAUUGAUGCAGACUUGAAAAUUUUGAAGUCACAGGAAGAUAUUUUGAAUCUAUGUCCUGAUGACAUGGAGAAGCAGAAAAUUGGACACCGACUCCUUCCUCCUUGGGAUCUUGUUAGAUUGUGCCUCAAAGGUCAAACACCAGAGCUAUUGUUAAGGGCUUUUGAUGUGUUUGCUUGGACUAGCUCCUCCUUCCGAAAUUCCAACAAAUCACUUUUAGAAGAGUGCUGGAAAAGUGCAGUUGAUCAUGAUGACUGGGAAAAACUCUAUCAUUUCUCUAUCGCGGAAGGAUGGAGCGAUGAGGACACAAUACGGGUUCUGCAGAAGACUAUGCUUUUCCAGGCAGCAAGGAGGUGUUAUGGGCAGGAAUCAGAAAUGUACGAUGGAGGCUUUGAUGAAGUGUUACCAUUGAGGCAAGAGAACACUGAGCUGCCAAGUAUGAAGGAUUCUGGUUCUUCUGUUGAAGCAAUUUUGAUGCAGCAUAAAGACUAUUCAGAUGCUGGCAAGCUAAUGCUGACCACCCUGAUGUGGGGAAGUGCGCAAGUAGACGUUGGUGGGAAAGAUGGGCCAGUUUCAAUGGAGUAGUAGGCUAGUAGCAGUUGGAUGAUUGUGAUAAUGUAGGAGAGCAGUUUUGUAUGCUGUAACUGAGGGUUAACAUAGCUUUUACUGUAUAUAAGUGAUCAUCCUUAGUCCUGAAUGGCUCUGCGGACGUACUUUUUGCUGGAAUCUAUAUAUAAAGAGAAAAGGAAUUGGAAUUAUUUUGUAGUAACCUGCACGUAAAUUCAGCCAAGUGAGAAGUUACCUAUGGAAGAAUUAUUCCUAGCAUUUAGGAUUGUACGUGAAAAUAGUUAGUUAGAUGACCUUGCAGCCUUGCGUUCCCCAAAAUGCCAAUGAGGCACCAUCUUUUUAUCACAAUGAUAUUAUGUCACUCUUAGUUGUAAUUUGAUGUGUUGUGAAACAGCUAACUUGUACCUUUUAGCAAGUUUAAUAUUUUGAGUUUUGACAUCCUUGUACAAGUACUAGAUUGUGAUUAAAACCCGAUAAUUAAGUAAAAUCACCAACUUUGAUGACA